Molecule: messenger RNA, 303 nt
Organism: Diaporthe amygdali
Lineage: Eukaryota; Fungi; Ascomycota; Sordariomycetes; Diaporthales; Diaporthaceae
Exons: 1
Coding region: 1-303 (100 amino acids)
Source: RefSeq, a predicted model, not a curated record
AUGAGUGCCGUCACACAAUUCUUUAAACGCGUCCUCUAUGGCCUCAUCCUAGGCGCCACCUCAGGUGCUCUAGCAGGCAUCCUCUUAGGUAUUGUCCUAGGCCUCAUCAUUGGUGUUAUCCUGGGCGUGGUCCUGGCAAUCCCUCUAGCACUCCUCGCCGCCAUCGUCUUAGGUCUGAUUGCAGGGGCCAGUGAGGGCGCUGUCGAGACUGUGGCCAAUUUGCUUAAGCAGGCGAGGGAUUCUGUGUUAAACCUUAUUAAUUUUGGACUGGGUCUCUUGGAGGGGCCCCAGAAGAGGGAAUGA